UAAAAAAAAUUUAAAAGAAAAUGAAAUACUAGUAGGCAGUAGGUAAUUUAUAACCUUUCCUCCCAUAUUUCAGUUUCUCUUUACCUGUGCAUGUGAUGUGCAAAGACAACCUUGGCUUUGGUUCUUUUGAUCUUCUCUGUCUUUAUUCAGAUCGAAUCAGAUUGAGCCUAAAGUUCCUCUUUUUUGAGGCCAUCACCAAGAGCAUGUAACUUUAAGAUGGUUAUACUAUGUGUUGAGGCUGUAUUACGUAUUUUAUGAUGGAUGGUCCGUAGAGAGGAUUAGCAGAGGUUAUACUUGAACCACAGUAAUAUACUGUGAUUCUAUAAAAUGGAGGAUGACAAUGGGCUUGAGCUUAGCUUGGGGCUAUCUUGUGGUACAUCAUCUGCCACAUCCAAAAGCAAAAUUGGUAGUUCUUCAGAUAAUAGGACAGAAGAAGGCAAUAGAGGCAUCAAAAUAGGGGAUGACUUUAAAAACUUUCUUCAAGCUGGAACCCAGAAACAGGACCCCAAUGUGGGUUCUCAGAGAAUUGAUCCAGUGAAACCUUCAGAAAACUUCUUUACCGAUCUUUCCAAGGCUGCUGGUGAUGCAGAAGCUUCUGUGAACUUGAAUGGCAGAGGUUUCUUGGGUACAAAAAAUAACAGGUCUGCUGAAAUAGAUGAAGAGAAGUGGUCUGAAGCAGUUAGUAAACGUAAGAUGUUGUUUGAUGAGAUAAACAAUCCAAAGAAGCUUGAAAGAGAAGCUCAUUAUACUGAUUUACAUGAAAAUUCCAAAACAUCACAUAUCUCCCCAACAACGGAAGAUGGCUCCACUGCAGAGAAUGAGGACGUGGCAGAGUCUGAAGUUGAGGGCUCAACCUUGAGGAUGGUUUCACACCAUGAUGAUGGGUCCAAGAGAUUUAUUGGAGUUAGUGGUUCUUCUGAGGUGCCUAAGGAGGUUAAGCUUGGAAUUUUGAAUUAUGGCAACCCAUUCCCGGUUCAAUCAGCUAAUGCCAUGAAUGUACCUUUCUUAUUACCCAUGAAGGAUUCUAACUCUGUUGGAACCCCCAGUUCAUCAGGUCAUACACUACCUGGCAUGAUAAAGGUUAUGCCUACUGGAAAUAAUGAGCAGUCUGGGACUCAGACUGCGAAUCCUGGAAACUUGCCUUUUAUGUUUGGUUACUCACCUGUCCAACUUCCUCUGUUGGAUAAGGAUAAUUCCUGGGGGAUGGUCUCUCACCCUCCACAGUUCCACCCUUCCUAUGCUAGCAGAGCUCCACCUAAUCCAGAUAAGCACAGUGAUGGAUUGAAAAUAUCACAAGCUUCCAUGCAUACAAUUGUGUGCAAUUCCUCUGAGGCUGCACAAUAUGAAGGCAGGACAUUCGAACGAGUCAAAGGCGAGGGUAAACAGCAUGCUACAGAGGAAGGCUCCUCUACUCAGUCAGAGGAAGAUGUAAAAGGAAGCAGCAUGAAUCUCAGAGCAAAUGCUGCAUCUGAUCAACCAACAGAAGGCUUAUCUCUUGAUAUUUCAGCCAUAAAGCCUGGUAUUGCUGCAGACCUGAAAUUUGGGGGAUCUGGUUCUUAUCCAAAUUUACCAUGGGUUUCAACCACAGGUACUGACCCACAGGGUAGAACAAUUUCUGGUGUUACUUACAGAUUCAGUGCAAAUCAGAUCAAGAUUGUUUGUGCUUGUCAUGGUACCCAUAUGUCCCCUGAAGAGUUUGUUAGGCAUGCCAGUGAAGAGUGCGCUAAUCCAGAGAAUAACAAUGGUUUGUCAACAUUUCCAAGUACCAAUCCUGCUGCCUCUGCUCAGAGCUGAGGCUUAAAAUUGUUCUUCCGUGCCAUGAAAUACAUUGACAUGCAAUCAAGUAUGACUGCUAUGGCCUUGAAUACACUAGUGAGAGUCCUUGCUUUUCUCACUGAGUUUAGUUAUUUGUUUCCUUGCCGGUUGUAUUAGCUGCAGUAGUUAAAUAGUGCAAUUGUAUGUAAUAAUUUCUAGCACCAUUUCUUUGUCAAAUAGUUAUGUUAAGCAUUUUACUUUUGUAGUAGCAGUUCUUCGAGAAAAUCAUUUUCUUUUUUGUUGUAGUUAUUUGUCAGCAGUGUAAGCUUCAGAUUCUGACAUGCUCUUAUAGCAGAUAAGGAGAUUUCUCA
This is a messenger RNA of Durio zibethinus, 2126 nucleotides long. Its product is annotated as ninja-family protein mc410-like. The record is from RefSeq and is a predicted model, not a curated record. Gene Ontology annotation, cellular component: nucleus. NCBI's taxonomy places the organism in Eukaryota, Viridiplantae, Streptophyta, Magnoliopsida, Malvales, Malvaceae. Gene Ontology annotation, biological process: jasmonic acid mediated signaling pathway; negative regulation of DNA-templated transcription.